Yamadazyma jaroonii is the source of this 381-nucleotide messenger RNA. The record is from the annotation of a GenBank genome assembly. NCBI's taxonomy places the organism in Eukaryota, Fungi, Ascomycota, Pichiomycetes, Serinales, Debaryomycetaceae.
AUGUCUGUUACUGCUGAUGGAUUCGAAGCUUCCCCAUUUUUACAACAAUUAGCUGAUGGUUUAGCUCAACCAGAUUUAGCUAAAAAAGCCGUUGGUGGUGUUAAAGCUACUAUUGUCUUUACUUUAAAGAACAAAUCUGGUAAAGAUCAAAGUUGGUUCUUAGAUUUAAAGAACAAAGGUUCAAUUGAAAAAGUUGAUAAACCACCAAAGAAUGAUGUCCAAUUAAUCUUAAAAGACGCUGAUUUCGUUAAAUUAGCUAACGGUCAAGCUAACGGUCAAAAAUUAUUCAUGAAUGGUAAAUUAAAGAUCAAAGGUAAUAUGAUGAAAGCUACUUCAAUUGAAACUGUUUUCAAAUCAUUAGAUCCAAGACCAAAAUUAUAA